AUGAUUGAUAAUAAUAUUUUUACUAAUCGUCCACGUCCUAAAGAUGGACAACAAGUAAAGAUUGUUAUCUUCCCUAAUAAUAAUAGAAAUAAACAUAUUGUUGUAAAUGAUUUAGACAGAAACAAAACAUUAGAGGACACGCGCAAAUAUUUAGUGAAAAUCGAAAAUAAAUUUGUAGGUUGGCAAAAUACUAUUUUUCGUAACGCUUAUCGAAAGAUUCCUAAAAGUUGUGAGGAUAAUUAUAAAGUCGAAGAUAUUCUCGUUCCAGAUGAAGAUUUUUAUUGUUUACAAGUGGAAAUAGAUGAAAAAAUCCCUUGCGUUCCGGAGCUUUUUCGUAACCUUAAAAUUGACAGGGGAUAUAAAAAAAAUAAUGAUGGCUCUAUAAUCAAAGCAAAAAAGUUAGCAUUCUCCAUAAACAAUUUGCUCAAAAAUUUUAUUAUUAGGAAUAAGCUUGAAACUAUUGUUAAGGACACGAACCAAAAUUGUAAACAAUUCUGGUUAGAAAGUUUUCAAAAUGAUCGUAUAAAUAAAGGUGAUAAACUGAUUGAAAGUUGUAAUGAGGAAAAGAUAGAAUUAAAUAAGUAUACUAUUAGAUAUUGUCAAAAAGGUACAAUUCAAUUAUCUUUUAAAGAUGUGGAAGCGACAGAAGAAUAUAUUAAGGCUAUUAAAGAUGCAUUAGAUCCAAAAUAUAAUGACGAUAAAAAAAGAGAGAAUUUAAAAGAUGUUGGUGAUGAUUACGGAUUUUUUACGUGGCAAGAAUUUGAACUUGGUGGUAAAUUUUUGGAUAUGGCACAAAAUCAAUCAAAAGAUGAACCAUAUAUAGUUGGAGGAAAUCAUGAUAUGUAUGGUAAUCCAUCUAAUUGGAUAGGUUCCUUAGAAUCUUAUAAAACAUGGGAA
Molecule: messenger RNA, 897 nt
Organism: Dentiscutata heterogama
Lineage: Eukaryota; Fungi; Glomeromycota; Glomeromycetes; Diversisporales; Gigasporaceae
Source: the annotation of a GenBank genome assembly